GGGUGAAACGAUAGCAGAAACAGUUGUGUGAUGAGUCAGUUGACGAAUGCAUAUUUUACAUUUUAAUAAUAAUAAAUCAUAAUGUAGUGUCAGUUUUUCCAUAAGCAAAAAUAAAGAUUCUUAAUUGUCAUUUUUGCUUUUGUCAUCGCGUGUCGUCGUCAUUUUAAAAUGUCGGUGAACGAUCCGUUAUUGAAAGAAUUGAAAGGCCAUGUGUUUGAUUUAAGAAGAUAUUCUUUGAGUGCAGAAGUAACUGAUAGCAAUGCAUGUCUAUUGCCGUUUUGUGAAACCCUUGAAACUAUACUCAGAAAAGGACUCAAAAGUGUAUCAUCAGCAUUUGGUCGCAGUAAAAGAGAUUAUUGGCAUUGGAUUGAAAAUUUACAUUCUGAAAAAAAUCAUGAAAAGUUAUCAUCAGCCAUUUGUGACUGUAUUAAUAUUGUGAAGGAAAAUAAGAAGGUCCAUCAUAGCCAAGGAAAAGGAAGAUUAUUUCUUCGUAUUGCUAUGAUGAAGAAAAUUUUGUAUAAGACCUUGGAGUAUUUUUUACAUAACAAUGACAAUAUUCAGUUAGCAUAUGAAAAAGAUUCAAUUAUGUGUGAUGAAAUCUUAUCAGAGAUUUUUCUUUCAUUGAUAUAUGAAGUAAAUAAUGUAAAAUUCAAAUUGACAUUAAAGAAUGCAAGUUUUCUUGAUGAAACAUGGCAACUUGGAGUAUAUAAAAUGUAUGAAUUUGUUCCAUGCAAAGAUUUGGGAAUGAGUUUAGGGUUUGUUAAAGGAAGGCCAAUUGUUGUCAAUGUCGAAAAAGGAAGUGUUGCUGCUGAAGAUGAUCAGAUUGAAGUAGGAGAUAUGUUAGAUGAGUUAUAUGGAAAGCCACUCUAUGGCUGUAGAAAAGGAAUGAUAUCUUCUUUAUUAAAUACUUUUCAAGGAUUGCCUAUUUAUAUAUGUGUUGUAAAGUGCUUAUUUUGGAAUGGCUACAUUUUUCCGCCUUUACGUCAGCAUUUAAUGCAGUUACAUCUUAAUGUUAAUCAAAUUGAAGAAAAGUUUCAUCGUACAUUAAUAAAAUUAUCAGAACUUCAAGACAAAAAUUUGGAUUGUAAAUUACCUCUCAAUUCUCAAUUGUCAAGACACGAUAAAAGUGAUAUUUUUGAAAGAGAAACAGUGAGUUCUGGUUAUUCUGUUGUGUUUUUGGGGUGUGAAGUUGUUGGACAAGACCAUGGAAUGGCUGAAAUUGGGAAAGCAAUUGAUAAAUUUCAGAACAGUCAAGAUAAAAAGGAAGCAUAUUUUUAUAUAAAAGAAAUAAGGAUUAUAGCUACAGAGAAAUUAACCAAUAAGAAUAUUGUGUCUAAGCAUUAUACAGAAAUAUCUUCUUGUGGAAGGAGGACAGAUUUUACUAAAUAUUUUGCAUUUAUUGCAGGUGAAACUUUAUGCACAAUUGCUAAAAAUUUUGUUUGUUAUGUUUUUGAAGCAUCAACUAUAGAAGAGUACGCUACCGAUAGUAACACCAUGUUACCGGAAGACGAAGAUAGGAAACGACAUCUUCAAGGUUACUUAGUUGGAAAGGUGUACCCUCACAAGAAUCUAAAUUCUUCUGAUUAUAUCUAUCUACUGAGGCAUCAUCUUCGUUCUGAUAAUAAUCAAGAUGCAACAGAUAGGAGCACGACUAAGAACAUCCCCGAAAUAUGCGAAAUAUUACAAAGAUUAAAAGAAGAUCUCAGAAGUUCCAAAAGUUUUAUCGACGAAUUUAUCAACGAAACUAACAGAGGUGUGAAAUGGUUGUUGGAUCUUCUUCGUUUGUGUCCCGAGAAACGAGACAAGACUCACACAUCCAGAGACAAACAAUAUUCUUUAAAACGUUCUUUGACGGAAGAAUAUGAUUGUUUACUGUGUUUAAAAUUAAUUUCCGGAUCUUCGAAAGCAAUCGAAGAAAUGACAGAACAUAACGAUGGACUUUCUACCAUAGCUAAUUGCAUUAUGAGUAAUUACAGUAAGUCUCGUCUAGUAGCAUUAGAGUUACUUACUAAAUGUUGUAACACAAGCUCUCGUGGUUAUAACAAAGUGUUAGAAGCUAUGUCUCAAAUAAGAGUUAUUUAUGGAGAGUCUGUCAGAUUUAAAUUUUUGGUGGCCAUCUUGAAUGGAAAUGUAACUACUCCUCCCGGAUUUGAGAGGAUUACUUUGUCUUUUCUUAAUACUUUACUUAAAAAAUGCCCGAAAUUAUCAGAGAAAAUAAGAUUACAGUGUGAACUAGAGGAAGCCGGAUUGGAUAUGAAAGCCAUCGAAAUUAAAAUGCACGCAAAAAACGUAGCGAGUGACGACGAAAUUUGGAGCGAAAUUAAAAAAUGGAAAGAAAAUUGUAUCGACGUAGAGAACGAUAUGGGAGAAAGACGUCAUUUAUCAAUGGAAAACGUGAAAUUACAACAAGAGAUCAUACUAUUGAGGAAAGCUCUGAAGAAAUUAGAAGACGAUAAAAUAUGUUUAAUGCAAAUCGAGAGAGAGCUCAAAGAAAAAUGCGACGAUUUGGAUCAAGAAGUCACCAUUUUAAGGAAGGAAUUACAAGAUACUAAAAGUGCCCUGAGCAUGGUCAAAGGAAAUGCCAGUGAUUCCAGCGAAGUGGUGACAGAUUCUGGUAGACACAGCUCUAUAACCGACGACUAUUUCAUGGCGGAAGAGAAUAAUCAAGCAGAAAACGAAGAGAUUUUGAUCGAUAUCCCUACAAUUAGACCACCCAUCGGUUUCCGAUCGGCCACAGACGAUUACGUAUCUGACAAGGACGACAAGAAACCAAAAAAUGGUUCCAGAAGAGACGACGAUUCGGCUCUCAGCGAAUCGGAUUCUGAUAGUGCCAUCACGUGGCAGUACCCAGCUUUGGUUCCAGAAACUCGUAGCCGAUCCGCCGACAGAAGUAGCAAGUCCGGAAGUCAUCGAACUCCACGUAGCAGGUCGGAGAAUAGGUCGAAGGUCAAAGGCAUCACGUCCGUAGAAGAUACUUAUUCUAGUGGUUUCUUUUUCCGCCCGGCGAGUAGUCACACUUCCGGACACGUUUCCAACGAAUCGUUCGCAUCUCUACCUCCGGAUCUUCUGUCGGAUGUUAAAGAACGACAGGGGAGAUCCCCUAAGUCGUUUCCGCUUCCUGUUUCGUACAGGAACCAUUUCGUACUGCGAGGGCACAGCAACUGUGGUAAAUAUUCCGGAUCCGAGAACAAAAUCGAUAUCAAGAUUCCUACUCCCGAUUAUGCGGAUGUACAGAAUCCGGAUGAUGGAGUGAGCGCUCUUGUACACCGCGAAAUUACAGAAGCCGUCAGACAAAUCGGGGGUUGGUUAUAAACACCGAAAAUAUACACCCCCUCACCUUUUUUACAGUCAUAUCGAUAACGAAUUAAUGUAAAAUUCAAUUU
Molecule: messenger RNA, 3383 nt
Organism: Centruroides sculpturatus (bark scorpion)
Lineage: Eukaryota; Metazoa; Arthropoda; Arachnida; Scorpiones; Buthidae
Exons: 29
Coding region: 169-3312 (1047 amino acids)
Biological process (GO): actin cytoskeleton organization
Molecular function (GO): small GTPase binding; actin binding
Source: RefSeq, a predicted model, not a curated record